Messenger RNA from Hydra vulgaris (swiftwater hydra), 2185 nucleotides. Lineage: Eukaryota; Metazoa; Cnidaria; Hydrozoa; Anthoathecata; Hydridae. The record is from RefSeq and is a predicted model, not a curated record.
UGAAUUAAGAAAUAGUAAACAUUUGGUAUUUUUUUAUCUUCUAUACAUCUAAAAUAUGGAAAGUUGGAAAGAAUCAAGUUAUUUUGAAACAUUAGAUGAAACCGAAAAGUUUAAGUAUAAAAAAAAGCUUACUUUAAGUGACAGAAGCACGCUACCAGAUCCAUACACAUUGGUGGAAGCCUCUUGGAAAGAUGAUGUAUCACUUUUGCCAGAUAUUCAGUGGGGAGAUAUAUACACAUAUCUCAUAAAUACUCCGAGCCAAUACACAAAUGAGAAUAUGAAGGCCUAUAAGUCUCUUGAAGCAUAUAAUUUUUUUGUUUGUGGGCAUGUUCAAGAUGUUUAUUGUAAUAUUGUUAAAGAAGAUGUUCAGUUUUGUUUUGUAAAAUCGAAGGUACUUCCGAGUCAAAGGCAGGGCCAAAAAACUAAACUUUAUGAUGUAUGGGUUGCCCUUAACAAAGUUGACGGAUGGAUACUUACUGGAAAUUGCACAUGCAUGGCAGGUCUUGGAUCUGUAUGCAGCCAUGUAGCAGCUCUUCUAUUUAAACUACCCACUGAGAAAAAAGAGCUCUGGAAGAGCUCCUGGAACUCUAUGAUAAGCUCCGUUAGUAGAGUAGAUUAAAGAUUUUUCAGUUUUUAUUGCUGAUUUACUCCAAAUAACAGUUGUAUACAGACCAGCAUUUAAAGAUGUCAAGCAAUUAUGUUGCAUUCCGGUUCAAAACACCAUAUCUGCAUUCAAUGUAUGCCCCAAUGGCCUGGUUAGUAGACUCUGCAGAUUGUUAUUGGCCUUGCAAUGUAACAGAGGAAGAAGAAGAGAAGUUAAUUGAAUCUUGUGUUGAACCUCUUACUGGAGUAUAUGAGUGGCAGCUCUACCAGGGUAGUAUUCUAAGAAAGAAUAUUUCACUUUCAGAAGCCAAGAGUAAGGCAGCUCUAGACAAGAAAAAUACAUUCAUGGGUAAUGUAACAACUACUGAAGAUGAAGCGCAACCAAAAAGAAAGGUUCGCUUAUCAGCUAAGGCCAGGGAUUUACUGCAUCCUGCUUAUUGGGACAAUAAGGAGGAAGAAAAUGAGAACAAUUUUAGAUUGUCUCCAGCUCCACCAUUUCCAACUUACAAGCGAAAGAACACAGUGGAAAACAAUGCAGAUAAUCGAAAGUCAAUGAAGAUCACCCACACUGCAAAAAAAAAAUAUAGUAAAAUCUUGUCUUCUCCUGAAAUUAAUGUUACUUAUACUCCUGAAACCUCAGCAGACAAACAACUCACUCUCCAAAUCACAAGUGAAAAUAGAAAUAAAUCUCUUGAAAUCUUUUCUCACCAAAUAGAAUCCAAUGUCACCUCUGGAUCUUCAAUGUUUGAAGAUAUGUAUCCUUCUGUUAUGAAUAGAGUACAAAGUUCUACUGACAGGGCAUCCAGUACUUCUAGGUUGUCUGUGUUAGGGAACUGGUCUCCUGCCAAGAGUAGAGAACAAAGUCCUACUGCCAUGGCUGCAGGACUUACUUCAUCACCAAUCAGGACUAGUAGCCCCAACAUAAGAGUAACAGCUGAUGCUGACUCUGAUGUGUGGUGUAAUGGAACCUUGGAAAAUUUGUAUAAACACCGAAAGAAAGCUAGUGAUAUGUCUCAAACAGAAUUUAAUCAGCACAUGCUGAAUUUUACCUAUGUAGUAAUGGAUGCACUUAAUAUAAACACUGUUUUACGCAAUAGAAAGCGUUCUGCAAGUUCUAAAAGCCAAACAAACAGAGACUCCUCUGAUGAUGAUGCAGUUGAGGAUGAUUCUGUUUUAGGACGCCUGCCUAUGACCACAAAAGAACAAUAUUAUAAGCUGGAGGAAAAACUGAAAAAUGAAUCUUUUGUCAAAACUUGGAAAAAGUUGCUUUUGGAACGUUUAAAGGCACUCAAGCUUGAUACAUUAGCUACAACAACUGCAGCUAAAAUGAUUAUGAGUGAAAUCUUCUCUCAAGACAUGCUGAAAAACAUGUGCUAUGCUGGGCACAAAACAUAUAAGGAGAAGAAGAUGGCAGUCAAAAAUGGAAUUGUGUACAUCACACUGAUAGCUGUGCUAAAAAAACUGGGACACAAAGACGUAAUGAAGAUCGAAAAAGGUCUUAAAGACGCCAUGUACAAGGCAAAUGAUAAUAUUACGAAGGAGAUCAGGAAAAAAAAAUUGGAAUAAAAAUUGUUCUUAUAAA